ACCCUAGCCAGGGGUAGGUAGGGAAGUCAGUUCUGUGCGCGUCGUCAUCGCGCACGCACGCGCGUCGCGUACCGCUCCCACACACACAACAAAAAACCUUAAAACCUUCAUAAUCAACCCAACGUGAAUAACAUUAGUGCUACAGUGUAUUAAUAAGUGUUAUUAGUUAACUAUAACAGUGAUACAAUACAGUGACUCAGUGCAACUACCAACGAAACAGCGUUCAACCAUAAUGAUAUAAAACAUUUUCUACGAUAAAUCGCUUGUUACUCUGUUUUAAUCGGUCCCCAAACGAUGUGAACCACCUCCACCAAUGGUCGCUGCUCUCCUACCAUGGCGGUGCAGGCUCGGCCGACGGCUCGUCACUUCCACAACCAGCCGGAGCUGCAGAGCUGGGCGGGGCUCAUGCUGCGGUGGAUACUGGUAGUCUGGGUCGCCAGUUGCGGGCCUUUGGGGAACACUGUGAAGCAAGAUGGUUGCGCGUUUCCAUCCCGGUGGCACGGACGCUGGUUCCAGUCGGGAGUGAUCCAGCCAAUCCUCAUUGAAGGCGACAGACUGUCCAAUAAGGGACGGUGUUUGUCUUCUGAAGGGGACAAGUUUCUUAUAGUUGAUGAAAAAGGCUGCUACCGCUGUGUUGUGAUGCACGAAAAACAUAAAAACGUUCUACAGUAUAAAGAAACCUUCUGCCACCGAAGAGACGCGCUGCCACACCUGUGUUCGUUGAUAACGGGAGACGCGCUGUUAUACUCCAUGUUCAGAGAAAACGCCGAUCCCGUCGACUGCCCUCUGAAAGGGCCAUUUUCUUUUACUUAUAAUAGGGGUCACGGAGACUGCAAGAGCCCCGUGUCUUCAAUAGAGAGCUGCACAGAAGAUUCCAGACUGCUCCUCAAUUACCAGGCCUGUCCUGAUGUCUAUGGCUCUGAAAGCACGGUGGAAGAGCUAGAAUGCCUGGCCACGUGGAAAGAAGGCAGUCUUCGCUUCUUAGUAGGCAAGCUGCAUCACAACCACGCCACGAGCAACGAAGACCGGUACCGAUGCUUCGUCUACGAGAAGACUAAUGACUUACUUCUGAACCCGCGUGUUACAGCCACUGGUACUGUGAAGGAGCAGAUCGUCCCGCCGGGGGGUGUUGAGUACAGGGUCGCUCAGUCGGGAGACGCUACCUGCAAUGGACUCUUCAGUGCCACUGAGGGAUCCAGGACUAUGGCUCUUAAACGUGUAUCAGUCCGCUUCAACUGCCAGUUCCCUUCGUGGAUGACGUUCUCCCACACAUGGCACACCCUGGACUUCACCAGCAACUACACGUUCUACCAGCGGAACGCGACCCUCAGGAUAACGAACCAGACGGGAGCUGAUAUCAAGGUGUACUGUGUUAAUGUGAAGGCCAGCUCGCCGAGCGGGAACUCGGUGGCGUUGGUUGCGCAUUGGCAGCAUCAUUGUGUGUCCCGCUACGUGUGUGUGGUGCUGUACCGGCGCGACACGUACAUCGCGGAGCUGCAGCGCGGCGCGCCCACGUCGCGGCCCGACGACGCGUGCUCGCCGCACCACUUCAACGCGGUCACUGCGCCUUAUGUUACUUUAGUAGCAAGCAACCCCGAAUCAAAAGAAUGUCCUUAUUCCGGAAAAUAUGAAAUCCAAAACCGACGCAGAAGAGACGUUAGAUCUAGCGAAGACCAUAGUGUUAAGAGAGAGAAAGCAAUGUUGGAACAUAAUCGUAGGGUUAAUGGGAGUAGGUUGUUCAAUUUUAGCGUAAGCAACAUGUCUAGUGCCCCUAUGUUGAGGAGUAGACGGGAGUCGGACAGCGAAGUGUCCUGUGUGGUCAACAGCUACAACAGGCUGGAAGUCGGCUGCAACUCCGUCAAGAAUAUGGAGUUCUAUUCUACUUGUGAGAAUAGGGAGGUUAUGACAGCGUACACAUGCCACGGCGGCUGGUACGAGAACGGCGCAUCGUUCGUGGUGACGACGCCCGUGACGCGCGACAGCACGGCGGCGCGGCGCUACUGCUUCGUGUCGCGCGACCACUCCCGCGCCGCCCUCGCCCUCGCGCGCUCCCCCACCAACUGCGACCGCGACGACCUCACGCCCGACCUCGUGUUCGACGCCACCGCUACUGGUGAGUGUGUGUGUAUGUGUGUAACACUCCCGCGCCGCCCUCGCCCUCGCGCGCUCCCCCACCAACUGCGACCGCGACGACCUCACGCCCGACCUCGUGUUCGACGCCACCGCUACUGGUGAGUGUGUGUGUAUGUGUGUAACACUCCCGCGCCGCCCUCGCCCUCGCGCGCUCCCCCACCAACUGCGACCGCGACGACCUCACGCCCGACCUCGUGUUCGACGCCACCGCUACUGGUGAGUGUGUGUGUAUGUGUGUAACACUCCCGCGCCGCCCUCGCCCUCGCGCGCUCCCCCACCAACUGCGACCGCGACGACCUCACGCCCGACCUCGUGUUCGACGCCACCGCUACUGGUGAAUGUCAAGAUCAGACGAGUCACCAGCCGGCGCUGAGAAUAUCCCUAACCUUUGUAUUAUGUCUCCCAAUCAUACAUUAUAUAAUACCGAGAUGAUUCCUAAUGCACUAACACUACCUAAGUCAUUUCGGACCCCUCACCCUUGUAAUUAUAGCUACGACACAUAGACAGGCUUAGAAACUAUAUAGAAAACAAACUUUUAGUUACUAAAACACCUUGUAAACGUAUAUCAUGCUAUUUUUCCCGUUAUUUAUGUUAUUAAACUAUUGUAAAUCGUUUAAAAUCGAUAAUCAUAUAUCAUAGAUAGACUCAAUCGCCUAAAACAUAAUAUUGCCACGUAUAAUAUUAAAAUUGCAAAAUAACGUUAGCCGUUAUUUUAACUGUUAUUUCAUUAUAUUUAAAUGUACAAUUUUAGAUAAUAAAUUGACAUAAUAGAUGUCGUCUUGAUUGCACAAAAUGCACGUAUUUUCUUAUUUCGAUUUAAGUUUAUGAUUGUUGCCUCAAAGUAUUUUAUUUUAAAAAAUAAACUAACUUAGUCAAACGCAACAAAUUAGUAACAACUGGU
This is a messenger RNA of Helicoverpa armigera (cotton bollworm), 3034 nucleotides long. RefSeq lists its product as uncharacterized. The transcript has 13 exons. Bases 334 to 2235 code for a protein of 633 amino acids. The record is from RefSeq and is a predicted model, not a curated record. Lineage: Eukaryota; Metazoa; Arthropoda; Insecta; Lepidoptera; Noctuidae. Gene Ontology annotation, biological process: autophagosome-lysosome fusion.